Molecule: messenger RNA, 7339 nt
Organism: Scylla paramamosain (green mud crab)
Lineage: Eukaryota; Metazoa; Arthropoda; Malacostraca; Decapoda; Portunidae
Exons: 2
Coding region: 441-6860 (2139 amino acids)
Biological process (GO): DNA integration
Molecular function (GO): nucleic acid binding
Source: RefSeq, a predicted model, not a curated record
GUUGGUAGUGUGGGGUUAACCUGCUAGUCGCCUUCGGGCAUCACUCACGGCCAAGUCGCGCUCAGACAAAGACGGGCAGGAUGGUGACCGAGUUCUUACGGUCAUGCCUACCUCAUCAAUAAACGUCAGAGAGAGAACUGCCUUUCCUCGACCCUACGAUGAUGGGUGUGAUCAGUAAAACAGAUCACCUGAGAGCCAAUUGAUGCCCAGCCGGUGCGGCUACAGUAAGAACUCGGCCUACAAGCAAGAAAUUGGCUCCAUGUGAAACCGCAGCAAGAGUGAGUCACAGGACGAGGGGACGCUGACGUAAGCCUAAAGGUUGACCUCAGAGGCCCCGGGGUCAGCUCUACCCUUGACGACAACCACUCCCUUCUACCCACUGUGCCUCGCCACCAUUUUGUAGAACCCAUGGUCACAGGCAAGAAAGUAUAAUAGUAUGUAUGUGCACUGAAUUGAGUAGCCUAAGUGAAAAUUACCCACAAUUAGCUAGUAUUAAGAGUGGUAAUUUUAAAUUGCUCUUUCAGUGUCUCAGUAUUGACACAAUUAAGUUGUUAGAUAUGUCUGAUACUGAGGAAAUUAAUGCCGUAGAUGGCCUUAGGGAAGGUGAGGGUGAGCAAGUGGACAGGGAUCAAACUUGUAUUGAAGAAGUUAGUGUCAGGGAGCGAGUGCCAACCGAUAAAGGAAGAGAAUAUCAAGUCAGUGUAACCAAAGGAAGAGCAGAGUCCUGUAAGCGUAAAUGGAGCAGUGUUACCAGCAAAAUUAAGAAAGGAUUAAAAAUUGUAAUUAGCCCCUUUGAAUUAGAGCCCAUGUCAAGUGAAGUAAUAGAGGCAUUUCAGCAGUAUUAUGUGGAAUACACAAAGCUGGUGGAACUAGAGCCAGAAAGGUCAGAGGAGCUAACUGAAGAGCUGGAACACAAUCAACAAGUUCACCAUGAAAUAUUAGAAAGUAUAGAAUGUAAAAGAAAGGAGUUAAAGAAUGACAGAGGAUCAAUUUGUUCUAGCAAACGGUCUAGACAUUCUAGAGUCUCAUCUACUUCAUCACGUUCAUCAGCAGCACAAAGAAAGCAAGAAGCAGCAGCAAAGGUAGCCAGACUUAGAAAGGAAAUGGAAUAUCAUGAUAGUUUAGCAGAGGCAGAAGUUAUGUUAGCUAAGACAAAAGCAGAGGCAGAAGCAAUGUUCUCAAAGAAAAAGAAAGAGAGAGAUUUAGCAGUUGCUAGUGCAGAACUUAAUGCUCUUAGCUUAGUUGAAGAAGAAGUAAAAAUGUUUCCAGGUAAUGAUGAAAGUGUAGAGAAGCAAAGUUAUCUUCAACAAUACAUAGAGUCACAAAAUGAAAUGAAAGCACAAGCAAUUGCAAAUCAACAAAGUGACAAUGCCAUGCCUCACAAAUAUGUUACAUUCCAUGACCCACAGAAACCUUCUUCUUGCAAUAGAGAUAAUGAAUUGAUGACAAAUGAAGUAGAUGGACAAAUAUUUAGUGAACCUCAGGUAAUAAAUCUCAACCCUACAGCUCAAAGUCUUGUACCAAGCUCUCGUAGACACACUCAUAAUGUCAACAUGCCUAAUAAUGUGAAUAAUGUGAGACAGAAUCAUCAAUCCUUUUCCCAUCCUGGGGGAACCUUUGCAAUCAACAUACCUGAUCCCAAGUGGAGCCUCCCUCCAAUAGAGCCUAACACUUUUGAUGGAGAACCCAUGGAAUUUCCAAGUUGGUUGAAAAACUUUGAAACUUAUGUAGAGUCUAAAACUUCUGUUGGUAAAGAGAGACUUGCCUACUUAGAGAGGUAUACAACUGGUGAGGCAAAGAAUGCCAUUAAAAUGUUAAUGCACUUUAACUCUGAUGCUGACUAUGUGCAAGCAAAGAAAAUUCUUAGUGAUAGAUUUGGAAACAAAAGCAUCAUAGCUGAUGCUUACACAAAUAAGUUAAUGAAUUGGCUACCAAUCUCUCCGCAUAAUGGUCCAGCAUUAACAGCUUUCUCAGAUUUUUUGAAGUGCUGUUUAGCUGCAAUGAAACACACUUCUUAUUUGUCAUUUCUGAAUGACCCUAGAGAGCAGAGAAAGGUGCUAGCAAAACUCCCUGAACAUGUUGUUCAUGACUGGAGAAAGCAAGCGAUGAUAUAUCUUGAUACUAACAGUAAUAACACUUCUAGUAGCAAUGAAGAGCACCACCCACCCUUUGAAAUGUUAUGUGAAUUUGUCCAGAACGAAGCAAAAGGAGCAAGCAAUCCAUUUCUUUCCUGGAAUUCAGUAAGUAGGGAAGUAAAUGACUGGAUCAAAACUCAAACAUGGGCAACCAAUUGGAAACCAAGGGAAUCAAACAUCAUGACAAAGAAUAGAGGGAGUAGAACUUUCAUGGCUAAAGCAAUUGAGGAAAAACCAAUGUGGUCAUUCCAAAGUAAAGUAAAUGUACAAGCCAACAAACAGUAUCCCAAGGACCUGGAAAGGAAAGGACGAUUCUGUCACUACUGUACAAAGGAUCAUGAUUUAGAUGAUUGCAAGGAAUUUGCCAAACUUGAUGGUAAUACUAGGUACAAAUUUGCUAAAGAAAAACGGUUAUGUACAGGGUGUCUAAAAAUGGGUCACAAAGGAAAGGAUUGCAGAAGAAGGAAAGUUUGUAAAGUAUGUCAGAGAUACCAUCCCACAGCUCUUCACACUGAUGACAUGACAAGAACUGAGAGCCAAAAGGUGCCAGCACAAGCAACUCAGCCUAAAGAUGAUAAACCCACAGUAGUAGCCAAUAAGGUCAAAGUUACAGAAUCAGUGACACAUGACAUGCACACCAUGAUAGUUCCUGUAUGGUUACAUCAUGUUAGUAACGAAGAGAAUAAAUUUUUAGUGUAUGCCCUGCUGGAUGAGCAGUCUGAUGCUUCAUUCAUCAAGGAAAGCACUCUGAAUAAAUUGGGAGUUAGUGGACCAUCAGUGUCACUCAAUAUCCACACAAUAAGUGGAAAACAAAUCACUGAUUCUAUCAAAAUUCAUGGACUUAAAGUAAGAGGUUAUAAUGAAGAAGUGGAAAUAUCAGUCCCUUCAGCAUAUUCAACAGAAAACAUUUCAGCUGGACGGAGUCAGAUACCAAGGCCUGAGACUGCUUGUGACUGGCCCCACUUAAAGGCAAUCUCUGACAAACUAAUGAAAUAUGACCCAAACAUUGACAUAGGACUUCUCAUUGGUCUUGAUUGUGCAGAAGCCAUUAUGGCAGAAGAGCAAAUAGCAGGUGAUAGUAAGAAGCAUCCCUAUGCUCGUAGGACAGAGCUAGGUUGGGGGAUCAUUGGUAAAAUCUCACCCCAUUCAAGUCCAUUGGAGGAUACAGUGGUAGUCUACAGAACAGUGACACAAGAAGUAGAAAUCAAUGAAGAAAAGAGGGUUAAUUUCUUAGUGGUUCCUACUAAAACCAAAGAGAUGAUUAAUCCUUCUCAAGUGAGAGAUAUGUUUGAACUUGACUUCAGUGAUAGAAAGUCAGCUGACACUCCAUUAUCAUAUGAAGAUAAAAGGUUUAUGAGUAAGAUGAAAGAAGGAGUACAUCAGCUGAAGGAUGGCCAUUAUGAGUUGCCCCUUCCUCUUAAAGAUGAUAACGUCAAGCUUCCAAACAACAAACUAUUAGCAGAGCAGAGAUUCAAGAAGUUAAGAGGUAAACUUGAGAAGGAUAAUCAACACAAAGGUGAUUACAAAGUGUUCAUGGAUGAUAUGAUUACAAAAGGUUAUGCAGAGGUUGUACCGACAAAGGAUUUAGUUAGGAAUGAUGGUAAGGUCUGGUACAUUCCACAUCAUGGAGUCUAUCAUCCAAGAAAGCCAAAGAAGUUGAGAGUUGUAUUUGACUGUAGUGCAAACUACAGGAACCAGUCAUUAAACAGUCACCUGUUACAAGGCCCAGACCUUACCAACAAACUUAUUGGAGUAUUGUGUAGGUUUAGGCAAGAAAGCAUUGCACUUGUAUGUGAUAUAGAAGCAAUGUACCAUCAAGUGAAAGUCAACCCAGAACACAGAGACAUGUUAAGAUUCCUUUGGUGGGAAAGUGGUGACCUUAAUAAUAAGAUAGCUGAAUACAGGAUGACAGCUCACCUGUUUGGAGCUACUUCAUCUCCAAGUGUAGCCAACUUUGCUCUUAAGAAAGCUGCAGAUGACUACGGGUGUGGAUCUGAUGCAGCCAAGUUUGUAAGAAACAACUUUUAUGUUGAUGAUGGUUUGAAGUCAGUAGCUACAAUGGAUGAAGCUGUCACUCUUAUUCAGCAGAGCAAAGAAUUAUGUUACAAGGGAGGUUUUAACCUUCAUAAGUUCUUGUCAAACAACAAAGAUGUAUUAGCUGCAAUUUCUCCUCAUGAGAGAGCAGAUGGAAUUAAAAGUUUGGAUUUUAGUAAGAAUGAAGACACACUGCCUAUAGAAAGAACUUUGGGAGUUGAGUGGUGCAUAGAAUCUGACACAUUUCAAUUUAGAAUAAAGCUGAAAGACAAGCCACUCACCAGGAGAGGCAUUCUGUCAACAGUGAGCUCUAUAUAUGAUCCAUUAGGUCUAGUGUCACCUCUCAUACUGACUGGAAAGCAAAUUUUACAAGAAUUAUGUAAGAAUGCAGUUGAUUGGGAUGAUGAGGUGCCAGAUUAUGUCAAACCUAAAUGGAUAAAAUGGAAGGAUGAGCUGCACAAACUAGAUCAGUUAAAGGUACCUAGAUGCUACAAACCUGAUGACUUUGGGGAAGUAGAAAAGGUUGAACUCCAUCACUUUUCAGAUGCCUGUCAAGAGGGAUAUGGCCAGUGCUCAUAUAUUAGAUUAAUUAGCAAGAUUGGCCAAAUUCAUUGUGCAUUAGUAAUGGCAAAGUCACGUGUCACACCUCUAAAAACCAUAACAAUUCCCAGACUAGAACUAGCAGCAGCAGUGGUGUCAGUUAGAAUCCAUAAACUCUUGAAGGGAGAACUUGAGUAUAAUAAUGUGGAAGAAGUAUUUUGGACAGACAGCAAAGUAGUCCUUGGUUACAUUGCAAAUGAAGCAAAGAGAUUCCAUGUAUAUGUUGCAAAUAGAGUAGAAACAAUAAGAGAUCACACUUCACCAGAUCAGUGGAAAUUUGUAGAGACACAGUAUAACCCAGCAGAUCAUGCAUCUAGAGGCAUGACAGCAGAUGAAUUGUGUAAUAGCAAGAUCUGGUGGAAUGGCCCAGAAUUCCUUUGGCAACAUAGCAAAAUGGAUAGCCAUUCCCAGUACAAGGUCAUAAAUGAGAAUGAUCCAGAAGUGAAGAAAGUUGUAUGCCAUGCUGUAGGUACACAACAGCCCACAGAUAUACUAGAAAGACUUGAGUAUUUUUCAGAUUGGUUUAAAGCAAAGAGGGCAGUUGCUGUAUGCCUCAAGCUUCUGAACAGCUUCAGAGGAAAAGGUGAUGGCACUACUAAAGUAAAGGGAAACACAUAUAAGCCAGUAAAUGUAGCAGAAGUGUCAGAAGCUGAAAAUGUAAUUAUAAAACAACUGCAAUCAAAGGCAUUCCAAAAGGAAAUAAAUGUACUGAAAUCAUCUGCUAACCAUAAUUCUUUAAUUAAAGGAGACAAUGGCAAGGGAACAAAAGUGAUAGACAAGACCAGUUCCCUCUAUAAGUUAGAUCCCUACAUUGACAAAAAUGGUAUCAUGAGAGUAGGAGGAAGAUUGAGGCUUUCUAAUUUGACAGAUGAAUCCAAACAUCCAGUCAUCCUCCCCAAAACAUCUCACAUAACCCAGCUGAUAAUAUGCCACCAUCACAAAAGGACAAAUCAUCAAGGCAGGGGCAUAACUUUAAAUGAAAUCAGGUCAUGUGGAUACUGGAUAGUAGGAGGAUCAUCCCUAGUAUCAAGGCACAUUUCAAAGUGCAUUAUCUGUCGUAAAGUUAGAAGUACAACACAGGGACAGAAGAUGGCAGACCUGCCUAUUGACAGACUAGAACCAUCACCUCCUUUUACAUACUCAGCAGUAGAUUUCUUUGGCCCUUUCUAUGUCAAAGAGGGGCGUAAAGAGCUUAAAAGAUAUGGAGUGCUCUUUACUUGCAUGGCAUGUAGAGCUGUGCACAUAGAGACAGCCAACAGCAUGGAUACAAGUUCCUUCCUAAGUGCAUACCGUCGCUUUGUAGGACGAAGAGGGCCUGUAAGACAGUUGAGAUGUGACCAGGGAACUAACUUUGUAGGAGCCAAAUCAGAGUAUGAGAAAUGCUUAAAAGAAUUAAAUAACAAUAAAGUCAGACAAGAACUCGUGAAAGAUCAGUGUGACUGGAUUGUUUUUAACAUGAAUGUACCCAAUUCCAGUCACAUGGGAGGUGUUUGGGAGAGGCAGAUACGCACAGUGAGAAAUGUACUCUCUGUGUUGCUUGAUCAGCAUGGUACUCAGUUAGAUGACCAAGAUCUGAGAACCUUCCUAGUUGAAGCAGAAAAUAUAGUUAAUGGUCGUCCCCUAACUGUGGACCAUCUUAACUCCCCAGAAAGUCUUACACCGUUGACACCCAGUAAUUUGUUAACUAUGAAAACAAAGGUAGUACUGCCUCCUCCAAGCAUUUUCAUUAAGAAGGACCUGUACUGCAUAAAGAGAUGGCGCAGAGCACAAUACCUGGCCAACCAGUUCUGGUCCAGGUGGAAAAAGGAGUAUGUGCAAUUCCUACAGCUUAGAAACAAGUGGACAACACCAAAGAGGAAUCUCAGUGUAAAUGACAUAGUUAUCAUCAAAGAUCAGAAUUUAGCAAGGAACCAGUGGAAACUGGGAAGAGUAACAGAAGUAUCUCCUGAUCAUGAUGGCCUAGUAAGAAAGGUUAAGGUCCUGGUUUCAGACUGUAAUCUCGACAACCAGGGAAGACACAUAAAGGCAAACAGGACCAUCAUAGAGAGGCCAAUACAUAGUCUAGUAUUGCUGUUAGAAGGUAAUGCAUAAUAAUAGACCGGAGCAUCCCCGCCAAGGAGCCAGUGUAACAAAACAUAUUAUGUGCUAAUCCUAGUUUUAAGGUACAUACUAAUCUUAAUUUAAGGUAAAUUGUUACACAAUUUAGGGGAGCCAUGUUACUGUGUGUAAAGCGUAUGUACCUCAUGUGAUUAUUCCUCGGCAUAUAUAAGUGAAAUGUUCAAUAGUUUUCUAUUUGCAUGAAAACGUGUAAUAUGUGUAAGUAUCAGUAUUUAAUGCUAUAUUAAGCACCGAAGCCGAUGCUCACUUGUUGGUAGUGUGGGGUUAACCUGCUAGUCGCCUUCGGGCAUCACUCACGGCCAAGUCGCGCUCAGACAAAGACGGGCAGGAUGGUGACCGAGGUAAAUACUUUAAUUUUGUAGUAAAAACUGAUUGUCAUAGUGCUAAGUCAAUUGCAUGUAUUGUUAAUGAAUAUUGUAAUAUGUUGAAAGUGUUUAAUAUCAGUGUAUAAU